Callorhinchus milii (elephant shark) is the source of this 525-nucleotide messenger RNA. Its product is annotated as sterile alpha motif domain-containing protein 10. The transcript has 5 exons. Lineage: Eukaryota; Metazoa; Chordata; Chondrichthyes; Chimaeriformes; Callorhinchidae. Bases 1 to 525 code for a protein of 174 amino acids. Gene Ontology annotation, molecular function: protein binding. Gene Ontology annotation, cellular component: cytoplasmic side of plasma membrane. The record is from RefSeq and is a predicted model, not a curated record. Gene Ontology annotation, biological process: cell surface receptor protein tyrosine kinase signaling pathway.
AUGGCUGUGGACGCAGCUUCCCAUUUCAGCUUCUGCCGUAAUGUCCUGGACCAUGCUCUAUCUGCAGAGGAGCUCAGCUGCAGGUUGCAGGGAGAUGCUGAUAAUCUUGGCUGGAAUGGUGGCAAAGGUCAACGGAUGGCUGGAGGCAGGAGUGUCAAGCUUUUGCAACAACCGGGAACAGAGGGCUUCCAGACUGGAUCGAGUGAUGGGUACAGCAGUUUUCACACAAGCCCAACCUUCACGAGAUCGUCCAAGCCUGUGGUUUUGUGGACCCAGCAAGAUGUUUGCAAAUGGCUGAAGAAACAUUGUCCACACAAUUACCUGACCUUUGUGGAGGCUUUCUCACACCAUGCUAUAACAGGGCGAGCACUGCUGAGGCUCAAUGGUGAAAAGCUGGAGCGGAUGGGCAUAAUCCAGGAAGGUCAAAGGCAGGAGGUGCUUCAACAAGUUCUUCAGCUGCAAGUACGAGAAGAAGUGAAGAACCUACAACUACUUAGACAAGCUUCAUAUGAAACCGGCUCCUAG